Molecule: messenger RNA, 2758 nt
Organism: Oryza brachyantha (malo sina)
Lineage: Eukaryota; Viridiplantae; Streptophyta; Magnoliopsida; Poales; Poaceae
Product: SPX domain-containing membrane protein OsI_17046
Exons: 11
Coding region: 369-2459 (696 amino acids)
Biological process (GO): transmembrane transport
Cellular component (GO): membrane
Molecular function (GO): transmembrane transporter activity
Source: RefSeq, a predicted model, not a curated record
CUCUCCCAUCUCUCCGCCACCGCCAGCGCACUGCGCACGAGCAGAAACAGCCGUACACCGUCAGCCCACCGCUGCUGUCGUUUGUCCGGGCUGUACAUAGCUGUGAGUGAUCCGUUCCCUCUGCGCGUGUGUACAUGCCGCCAAAGCCCAUCCUCCCCUAUUAACAGUUUCUGCUUUCUUGCGUGACAACUUCUUGAUCUGUGUGAGAAUCCGGCUGUAGUACUGGUUGGUGUGCAUACGUACGCGCGCCGGCUGCAGGCGUGUUUGAGUUUGCUGAUGUUCAUCUAAGUAGCCCGGGAGGACUCGGAGAUCAGAACUGACCGUGGUGACAAGGAGAUUGAUUUCGGUACAGAAACUGAAACGGUAAGAUGGUUAAUUUUGGAAAGAAGUUGAUGGCAGAUCAAGUAGAAGAGUGGAAAGGAUACUAUAUUAACUACAAGUUAAUGAAGAAAUUGUUAAAGCAAUACGUUCAGCAGACCCAGUUUGGUGGCAAAGAUCGAGAGCAGGUACUCAAAGAGUUUUCAAGAAUUCUUGAUGAACAGAUUGAAAGGAUUGUACUUUUCCUGCUACAACAACAAGGCCACCUUGCUAGCAGGAUUGAGGAAUUGAGAGAACAGCGUGCUGCUCUUCUGGAACAGCAUGAUAUAUCCCAUGUUUUCCAACUACGUGAGGCUUAUCGAGAAGUUGGGCGAGAUCUUAUAAAGCUUCUCCGCUUUGUUGACAUGAAUGCUACCGGUAUAAGGAAGAUACUAAAGAAAUUUGAUAAGCGCUUUGGCUAUAGGUUUACAGACUAUUAUGUCACAACUCGCGCAAACCAUCCUUAUUCUCAGCUUCAACAAGUCUUUAAGCAAGUGGGGAUUGUAGCUGUUGUAGGAGCUUUAUCGCGCAACCUUGCCUAUCUGCAGGAUCAUGAAGGAAGUGUUUUGUCCAUCUAUGAUCAUCCAUCAGUUACCUUAAAGGACCCUAUCAUAGACCAAGUAAAUCAUGCAGUACAGAAACUUACGCAUGCGACGAGUUUUCUGCAAUUCUUAGGUCAACACUCACUUAUCAUCCAAGAGGACAUGCAAAGUGGGUCCGAAGAUCUUAUCGAUGAUGAGAGCUACCAUUUCAUGUCUCUGUUACUCAACCUAGUGAACACCUUUCUAUACAUGGUGAAUACAUAUAUCAUUGUGCCAACUGCUGAUGACUACUCGGUAAGCCUUGGAGCUGCAGCGACAGUUUGUGGCGUAAUCAUUGGAUCAAUGGCAGUUGCUCAAGUGUUCUCCUCAGUUUAUUUCAGUGCAUGGUCAAAUAGGUCAUACUUCAGACCUCUUGUAUUCAGUAGCAUUAUGUUAUUCUCUGGGAACCUGCUAUAUGCAUUAGCAUAUGACCUGAAUUCUCUGACAGUUCUCCUGAUUGGGCGGCUACUAUGCGGGUUAGGCUCUGCAAGAGCUGUGAACCGUCGGUAUAUCAGCGAUUGUGUGCCUCUCAAACUAAGGCUACAGGCCUCUGCGGGAUUCGUCAGUGCUAGCGCUCUUGGCAUGGCAUGUGGCCCUGCUCUUGCUGGUUUACUCCAGACAAAAUUUAAGAUAUACUCGCUCACUUUUAACCAGAGCACAUUGCCUGGGUGGGUCAUGUGCAUUGCUUGGCUUGUUUACUUGCUGUGGCUGUGGAUAUCAUUUAAAGAGCCAGGACACUUUGAUAAGAGUUCGGACAGUGCGCAGCCUUCUGGACCUGGCCGUCAAGUCAGUGCUAAUCUGGAGGAAGGUCUAGCGCAACCAUUGCUUAUAGGUACGGCAGAGAUACAAGACCAAAAUUCUGAGGAUAAUGAUGAUAAUGAAGAAGAGUCUCAUAAUUCUCACGGGCCAGCAACAUCAAUUAGCUCGGCAUACAAAUUGUUGACGCCGUCUGUGAAGGUCCAGCUUUUGAUAUACUUUAUGCUCAAGUACGCUAUGGAAAUAUUGCUAUCUGAAUCAAGUGUCGUCACCACAUACUAUUUUAACUGGUCUACGAGUGCCGUGGCUAUCUUUUUAGCUAUUCUUGGGUGUACUGUUCUUCCCGUCAAUGCCAUUGUUGGAAGCUACGUUACGAAUUUGUUUGAGGACAGGCAAAUUUUACUGGCAUCUGAAUUCAUUGUCCUUGUUGGUAUAAUCAUGAGCUUCCGUUACACCCCUCACUACUCCGUCCCGCAGUACGUCUUGUCGGCUCUCAUCACAUUCGUGUUUGCCGAGGUCCUCGAAGGAGUGAACCUGUCGUUGCUUUCGCGAGUAAUGUCGUCGAGGCUCGCGCGAGGAACCUACAAUGGCGGGCUCCUCUCGACAGAGGCCGGGACGCUGGCCCGUGUAGUUGCAGACGCGACGAUUACCGCGGCCGGUUACCUAGGACCGGACCUCCUGCUCAACAUCACCCUGCUGCCACCUCUUGUCAUCUGCAUAGCCUCCAUCGUUGCAACAUUCUGCACAUACAACACCCUCUACUGAGGAAGUUGCCUCUCUCUGCACACUGUACAGCCAGUUAAAUUUUAUUCAUGCCCACAUUGGGCUGUACCGCUGUAUUGUACCUGUACCUGCAAUUCUGCAUGCAGUGGCAUUCUUUUCUUGUGCCAGCCUUCAGUAAACAGUGCAAUAAAAUGUUGUUCUAAAUUUACACAUAUGUUAUCUCGAUGUAAGCUCAUUGUCCUUAUGCAUUUAAGACCUGUUUUUUUGUUCUCGAUCUGUAUGUUUUUUCUCUGUACUGUAUUCCUGAGAUUGAAACCAUAGAUGCAUUGUGGGCAACAUCU